AUGGUGAGUGAAACACCAUCAAGAGUCACUAACCGCUCCGCAGAUGGAUCGAACGGAGACAUUUUCAUCAGCCCGAGAUUCAAAUCCGCGGCGGCUCUUGCGGGUUGGGACGAAGAGGAUCUGAUAAUCGCUAGCUUCGUGGUGGAAGAUACCCCUGAAAGAAGCUCAUCUAAACGAAGGAGAAGAUCUAAUCUCCUCUCUAAAACAAGCCCACCUUCUUCAGGUUCAAGAAGGAGGCAGAGGAUUAAACAGAGUUCUUCAAAUCCGUUACCUGUUAUUGAUCUUGAUAAAGUAAUUAGACGUGAAGAGGAAAGAUCUGCAGAGAAGAAGAACAAAAAGAACAAGGAGACAAAAACUGAAACAAAAGAAGAGAAGAGUGCAGAAAAGGAUGAGAAGAUGUUGCCAGAGCAGAAGAACUCAGCUUCUGUUGUGCUUCCUUGCAUUGAUAAGCUUCGUGACGAGUUGUCUUGUGCAAUUUGUCUUGAGAUCUGCUUUGAGCCAAGUACUACAACUUGUGGACACAGCUUCUGCAAGAAGUGUUUACGGUCUGCAGCAGAUAAAUGUGGAAGGAAAUGCCCUAAAUGCAGGCAACUGAUAGGAAAUGGGAAGUAUUGUACAGUUAAUACAGUUCUUUGGAACACAAUCCAGCUUUUGUUCCCUAAAGAAGUCGAAGCACAGAGAGCUGCUGCUUCUUCUAACUUCCUAACCAAGGAAACGCCGAGUCCUAGAGACUCUAACCAGAGGCUAAGAAGCAGGAACAGAGAAACUGCGUUGCAAGCUAGGUUGCAGAGAGAGGAUAUCUCAAGAUUACUUGUGUCUGAAGAGAGAAGCGAGAGGAGGAGGAGAGGGACGAGUGUGAGGUUGGAUCAAGAUAGCGAUGCAGCUUUUGCGUUGCGGUUACAGAGGCAGGAAUUGGCGUCUGCGUUUGGCGGUACAGGGUCUGCUGCAAUUGCUUCUUCUUCUUCUUCAACGGCUGUUUCUCUAUCGAGAGCAAGAGCUAACCUUAGAGCUAUGGCGUCACGAGCUGCUCGAAGGCAAUGAUAGAUUGAGUGAUGAUGAUCAUUUUAUCAAUGACAUCGUGAAAACUACAUUGUACUCCUUUACGUUUUCUUGCAACAACACAUUGUAAAAUGUAAAAACUUCAUUGUUGUG
Molecule: messenger RNA, 1152 nt
Organism: Eruca vesicaria subsp. sativa (arugula)
Lineage: Eukaryota; Viridiplantae; Streptophyta; Magnoliopsida; Brassicales; Brassicaceae
Source: the annotation of a GenBank genome assembly